AUGCUCCCCUUGUACCUCGCCGUGCGCUCUCGCGGCGGAUUCGCUGCGGUCACCUCAUGGGCGGCCAUCGCCGAGGCGGUAGGCCUCGAACCGGCUGCUGAUGCGCCCAUCAAGCUGGUGUACGCCAAGCAUCUUUGGCUCCUUGAGCAGAGCAUCGGCAAGCCUGAAAGCCAGGACGAGGUGGCCGGGAGCAGUCGCAAUGCGGCCCACCGCUCGAACGCGAAGAAGGAUAAGUUCCUGUCGUCACACAAGGACCACACAAGCGCCGGAUCAGCCCAUCUGAAGCGUAAGAGGGAGGUUCCUCUGCAGAUGCUUAACUGGGUCCGCCUUGUCGCGAAGAAUCCGGGUGAUCAUGGCGCUGGACAGAAUCAUGGCAGCCAACUCUCCUCGACGCUUAUGUUCCGUCGCCUGAUGUUUGAAAAUAUCGAUUGCAGCAAAUUGCCCUAUAGCACUACCUCACCGCAGGUAACUUCUGGCCACAUAGUUUUGUUUUUUGAACUUGAUAAAUGGUAUGCUUGA
Triticum turgidum subsp. durum (durum wheat) is the source of this 519-nucleotide messenger RNA. Lineage: Eukaryota; Viridiplantae; Streptophyta; Magnoliopsida; Poales; Poaceae. The record is from the annotation of a GenBank genome assembly.